AAAUCCUUUCUGUUUGGAUUUGAAUUAUCAGUCUACAUUUCAGUUGUUGAAAUUUUUUAUUUGUUAAAGUGUGUUUAACCAAAAUUAAAUAUGGAUAACAACAAGAUGAGUGAAUCUAAAGCUGAAAAGAUCUUGGGCAAUAUUAUCAAGGAUUCUAGUAAGUCUUCCCUGAUCAAGGAGGAAGCUUCAGGAAGUGGUGACUCGCCCCUGACCCGAUCCUCGGGGGCCGGGGGACAUUCCCCGGGGGGCAGCACCACACAGCCACAGCCCACUCGUAGGAUGCCACACCUACACAAACUGGAGAAAAAGCACAGCAGUGGAGACCUACACAGCCGACUAAAGACAAGAAAAUUACUUGGCGUUGGGGAAACUGACGAUGGGGAUGUUCACAGGUCAAAGUUGAGCCAGAUUUUAGGUCACAGCGACCAACUGUAUGUGAGAUUGCCGCCAGGCCUAAGAAUAUGGCAUAUAUUCCUGGCCAUAGUAUUCUCAGCAAUAGCAGUAUGGGCUUUCAUGUUCCCCGCACAUCUGUUUGACUCGACAUUUGAGACAGACGAGGGAAAAAAUCUCCGUUUACCUGUACGACUGUACGGAACGGCAUUGAUAUGUUUGUCAAUGAUAUUCUGGAAUACGUUAAAUACGGUGGACAAGGACAUCAUUCGUCUCGUGCUACUAAGUAGCGUCAUCUUCUUCACACUCCAAACAAUAGUUUCAGCUUUGUGUGUGCCCCUAUCCACCAGCUUGUGUACUGCCCCUAUCCUGUGGCUGUGUGCUAGACUUGUAACCAUAGCUAUCAGUAGUUACUUCUACUGGUUACUCACCAAAGACUGCAAACCACGGGAGCACUGGACACUAUAUCGAAAAAAGUGAUAACAGUUACAACCCUAGGGGAAGGAACCUUCACCAAAGGCUGGUUCAUAUCUCAAGGGUCACAAACCAUGCUUGUCGCCAUCAGCUAUUUCUACUACUGGGCCAUAGGGGGUCGAAUUGUAUCUCUAAUGGGGAUGACAAGGUCAAACUCGACUCGGGAUCUCAGGGACGUCAAAGACAAGGACCAGUAACCAUGGCAACAUCAGGACCAAGGGGCAUGGAAACAAAGGAUGUUUGGUUAAAAGGAUAUAAAAUAUAUUGGUAGAUUUAAAUUGGUUAAAGAAAGGUUAAGUACGAUGCGAAAUGGGUGAAGUUGCAAUAUUUAAAAUUGUCAACCCCACAACGAUAAUUUAAGAUAGAAACUGAUUCUAAUAGAAAAUUAUAUAUUAGAAUUUAAAUUAUUGUUAUAUUUUGACUGAAUAUAUUGAUAAAAUAAUACAAAAUUAUUUAUUUAAAAAAACUAUGAGUAUGUACUUAUUUAAAAGAAGGGUAUGCUUCAGCUAUCUAAGAUUAUAAUAUUUGUACAUUUGCUUUAUAAGAAUUAUAACUACAUGUACUUAGUUAAAUGAAGGACAUGCUUAACUGCCUAAAAUAUUAAUAUUUGUGCAUAUGUUUUAAAAAAAAUUAUGUACAUGUAAAAGAAAUUUCUGAAUAUAUAAUAUAUAUCAGACAUGGCUUUCAAUGAAGAGGGGUGCAUCGCUUUAGCAUGCACAAAUGUACAAGUCAAUAAACACAAAAUUCUAUGAUUUUCCCAGUACAGUUGGUGCUGUUUAAAAGCUUUCAUGUUGAAUUUUAUCUUUAAAUGUCAUGUGUCCUGUCAUUUGAAUUCAGAUUUAAUUUUGCUUGUUUAGAUGUGGUGAUGAGACUGUUUAGCAUAUAUAGAACACUGUUAUAAUUGUGAUAUGUAUACAUAAGUGUAUUCAUUUAAUGAAAUAAACGCAGAGGGAACACUGAAUUUAUAGUCAUUAAGACGAAAUCUAGGAAAAGGCGGAGUCAUGUAGGUGGUAAACCAGUAACUUACUUUAAAGUAGACAGAACGCCGACUAUAGUAUAUGUGAAACAAAACCUAGAAAUUAGGCGGAGUCAUAUAGAUGGUAAUCAGUAACCAUCAAAAGUAGGCAAAAUACCAAAUAUUGUAAUUGUGAAAUGAAACCUAGCAAUAGGUGGAGUCGUGUAGGUGGUAAACCAGGAACUGACAAAUAGUUGAAACAAAACAUUUAUUAAGUUUAUCUAAGACAACUAUUAGGGAAAAAAUGCACAAUUGAUUUCUCAAGUGUAAAUUGAAUUAAUCUUUGAUUCAUAAAUUUGUGUCAUUCAAUAAGUUAUUUUUCCCCUCUCAUAUCAGGGACAUAGGGACGUCCCUUUGUGUCUUUUUAUGGUGCAUUAAUGUCAUUUAUGUAUAUAUGAACAUUACAAUCAAACUGUAUAUACGCUCUCAUCAUUAUUACAUAGCCCUAUCAAUUAUGAUGGCAUGAAUGUAAAACGUAACCAUGACAACAGUGUUGGUAACUAUAGCAGAAGUCUUGGUAACCAUGGCAACAUUAUAUGUAGCCAUGCCAUUGACCUUGAGAAGUCCUUGAAUAUGUCAGAGUUUCAUAGUGUAUUUAUAUAGAGAGCUAGGCGUAUGUGAUUUCAUUCCAAAUUAGAAGAAUGAAUGAAUAUUUAAAUCUUAAGAGAUUUCAAAGAUGAAUUACAUUUUGUGUCUCAAACUGACAAAUCUCGAGAAGAUACAAGUUCGCUGUCUUUUGCCUAGGCAGGGAAAAGGGUUUUUCUUUACCCUACCAAAAAUGGAAAAAACACCUGUGAAGUUUGGGAGAAAAAGUCUGAAGAGUUACUUUACCUACAUAUACAUAUGUAACUUAUGACCUGGCUGGCAUACAUUGAUGCCCUGUAAUUCUUCCAAACCAAACAGUUUGUCAUCAGUAAUGCCAUCUUUGCUUGCCAAGGGCGCGAUCCUAACUUCAUAUUCAACCUUGAUGGAUUUAGUCUGGUUUUCUGAGCAUUAAAAUCAUCCUGCCCCGGCUUCUGGAGAUGCCACCCUAUGAAAUUGCAUCCUACAGUGCACAUAAGGAUUGGUUGUCUUAAUAGACACAGGGGCUUGGCAGAAAUUUCUAUCCUACAGUAUUGGCCCUUGGAUUGAAAAUCCAUCACAAGCCCCUGUGAGUAAAUUCUAGUAAUGGUAGCAGCCUGUACCGAAUUGCGUUUUUGAUCAUGUUUUUUGUCGGAACAUUUUUCUGAUCUACUCAGUUGGCAGAGGUAAUUCACUCUGUUCUAAAUGUAAACGACAACCAACAUUGGUGCCCAGUGCUACAAUCUUAAAGGUUUAGUAAAGGCUUGCUGGUAAAGAGCGAUAACUCUUUUAAGAGUUCCUGCUAAGGUGGCAAUGGAAGAAAUUAUGAAAACAAGCUUAAAGCUAAAUCCGCCAAGGAUGAAUAUGAAGUUAUGCGCCCUUGGCAAGCGAAGAUAUAGUAAUAUAUGUGUACGAAAAUAGUUUUGGCUAAGGUUAUCAAGCUGUCUGUUAUAGAGAUUGUAAGUGAUUCUAUUCGAGUGUCAGAAUGAAAUGUUUGGAGAUUUGGUUGUAUGAAUGUGGCUCAUUUAACAACUUUGUAAUUAUCAUCAUAUUAAACAUUAUAAUACAUGUGCCUGUUUUCCCUGUUGGCAUCGCCAGGGAUAAUGUUCAUAGACAUUUAGCUGCAUUAUCUCACAACAUGUAUAAAACACUACUUAAUCGAUGUAGAUUCAGAUUCAAGAAUCUAAAAUAUCAACUUACUUAUUGUUGAUGGUGUAAGCAUUUCUAACGUUCCCAUACUUAUUAACCCUUCAUGGUUAAAUCAGAAGUAGGAGUAUCUUAGAUUGUCAUCACAAAUUAAUUGAUAGAGGCAUUUUACAUUAAUUGCUGCAAAAUUAACUGCAUAAUUUAUAUUCAAAUGUAAGAGUCAGUGUGGUUUUCAUGAUCACAGGACAAGGAAUCGUGAUUUCAGUGAUUGCAGACAAUGGAAUCGUGAUUUCUAUGAUCACAGGAAAAGGAAUCGUGAUUUCCAUGAUUUCAGGACAAGGAAUCAUGUACAACAAUUGCAAGGACAAAAGAUUUCAAUUGUUCUACUCUAGAUUUUCAAUUUGCAAAUGAAAUUGAUUGUAUGGUACUGUAUGAGAUGUUUUUAUGUGACUUAAGUGUGGGAUUUGACCAUUAAAAUACAAUUUAUGAAUUAAAGUCUCAAUUUGUGACUUGUAAAUUUAAACUACUGCCAAUGCAGGAGUUUCUAAAUUUACUUUGAUAUAAGAUGCUGGUACAAAUGUAUAUGUUCUUCUUAUCAAAUAUGUGUAAAAUCUAAAUACAUGUAUGAAAUAUAUGUACAUUGUAUUUAUAUAAACAUUGUAUGAACCAAAAAAGAUUUACAGAAUGAAUAAAUUUUCUGUACAAAAAAGUACAAACUAUAACUUGCAAAUUUUUUCACUUACGGCCUUGAGAAAUAUAAAACUAAAUAUCAGCGAAAUAUGCUGUGAUAUCUUUUUAUAACUUAAUAUUGACUUGAAGAUGUUCAUUCAAAAUCACUACCAGUGUCAUAACAAGAUUUAUUUCCAACUUAAUGUAAAUUAAUUUCUUGCAAAAAUUCAGUACGGCAAAACUUUAUUUUCAGAUUUCAAAUCUUUUUAGCAAAGAAAUUAUUAUCUCACUAGUAAAUAUGAUAUGAAUCAGAGAUGUAUUAAUAAAUUGAUAGGUUAUCCAAGUUGAGAGUAUCACUCACUCGAUUCCAGAGCUUGACAAAUCCAGAAUGCAUUGAAAAACUUUCAUGUUCAAUUGUAGUGACUAUUCUUAUCUAUACACAGACGAGUUGUCUCCCCUUUCAUAAUCAAAUUGGGUGGAAUAUAUGUGAAAGACUAGUUAUUCUUCCUGAAUCAUUAAAUCACACAUUUAUUGAGGAUAUUGAUUUUUGUUAUUCUAUGUCAGCCUGUAUAUUGUAUGUUUCGUAGAACCCGACCCAUCAUUAUCUUGAUGUCAAUCCCAAAUCUGGUCUGGUCUGUUUGCAGGUGAUGGCGCGUGUAUCUGUAACAGCACUUUCCCCUAUAGCCAUUGAAAUAUUUCUUUCCAAUACAACAUUCUUAAAAUAAAUUUAUAUUGAUCUCGAUUGAACAUUAAAUUUGUAAAAAAUUCUACUUUUUUUCUUUCUGAAUUAACUGGAAUGCUAUAAAUAUUGACUUCUUGAUGCUUAUUUCGGAGACAAAAACAGAUAAUUUGUGAAACAAUUAGGCAAAUAUGACUAUUUUUAAUAUUCAAGAAGACAAUAUAUUGAUCAUUUGAGAUGUCAAUUGCCUUUUUUUAAUGUAAUUAAAGUUUAGCUAGAGAUUUAACACUUUUACGUUUUAGAUGUUUAGUGGCGCUCGGACACAUUUAGUAUCGGAAGUGAAAUGCCUACCUGGUCACACAACACUGGUUCCUAUAUAUCUGGACGCCAUGUUUUGUGUCGCCUCAGAUUUAUAAUACAUAAUAUGUAUUUACAUGUUUCAGCCACGUUGUGAAUGUACCUAUUGUUUCAAUCUAUUGUUUCAAUAUAUAGACUACAAAUAAACCAUAUUUUUGAAAUUAUU
Molecule: messenger RNA, 5457 nt
Organism: Pecten maximus
Lineage: Eukaryota; Metazoa; Mollusca; Bivalvia; Pectinida; Pectinidae
Product: tumor protein p53-inducible protein 11-like
Exons: 7
Coding region: 91-870 (259 amino acids)
Source: RefSeq, a predicted model, not a curated record